GGGGCCGAGAGGUUGGGUUGCUGCCCCCCCCGCCCGCCUCCGCCAUGGCCAAGAGGGCGGCGCGGGGCUCCGGGGCCCCCCCCGGGGAGGACUUCUCCUUCGUCAGCCCGCUGGUCAAGUACCUGCUCUUCUUCUUCAACCUGGUCUUCUGGAUGAUUUCCAUGGUGAUGGUGGCCGUCGGCGUCUACGCCCGCCUGAUGAAGCACGCAGAGGCGGCCUUGGCUUGCCUGGCGGUGGACCCGGCCGUCCUGCUGAUCCUCAUUGGUGUCCUGAUGUUUUUCGUCACCUUUUGCGGCUGCAUCGGCUCCUUGCGGGAGAACAUCUGUUUGCUGCAGACGUUCUCCGUCUGCCUGACGGUCAUCUUCCUGCUGCAGCUGGCGGCCGGCAUCCUGGGGUUCAUCUUCUCCGAUAAGGCACGAGGGAAAGUAAGUGAGAUUGUCAACAAUGCCAUCGUUCAUUACCGAGAUGACCUGGACCUCCAGAAUCUCAUUGACUUCGGCCAGAGGGAGCUGCUGCGGGGGCGUCUCCUACAAAGACUGGUCCCAAAACAUGUAUUUCAACUGCACGGCCCACAACCCCAGCCGGGAGCGAUGCUCCGUGCCUUAUUCUUGCUGCUUGCCAGACCACGACCAGUCGGUCAUCAACACUCUGUGUGGCCGGGGGAUGCAGGCGCUCGGCUACCUGGAAGCCAGCGAGUUCGUCUACACCCACGGCUGCAUCGACAAGCUGGUGAACUGGAUCCACAGCAACCUCUUCCUGCUGGGCGGGGUGGCCCUUGGCUUGGCUGUUCCCCAGCUGAUUGGCGUCUUGCUAUCGCAGUUGCUGGUCAGUCAGAUCCGAGACCAGGUUAGACUCCAGCUCUACAACCAGCAACAUCGAGCCGACCCCUGGUAUUGAAAGGGCCACCCCCCUCGAUGGAGGCAGAAGAGAGGGUCCCUUUACUCAGCAGGCUCCCUCUUGAGCGGGACGCCCCGGACGAGGGGAUCCCCCCCCCAGUGAGCGUCUGCCAUGGUGGCUGCAGGAAACUUGGAGGAGACUCCGUUUCAACAAACGCUACACCUCCCGUGUUGCUGGAAAAUGGAGCCUUCUGAUGGCAGGAUCCGUCCUUGCUGGCCAUGCACGGCCCUUGGGAGUCAUCAGGAAUGUGGACCCUCUGGGUUCUCUGACUAGGCCAUUGAAUCGGUCGCCUGCAUUGUUAGCUCCUGCCUUUGGGGGUGGGCUGAAUCAGGGGUUCCCGACCUGGGGUCCCCAGGCGUUCUUGGACUGCCGUUCCCAGAAGCCUUCGCCACUUGCUGGGCCGGCUAGGAUUUCUGGGAGUUGCAGUCCAAGAACAUCUGGGGACCCCCAGGUCAGGAGGAACCACUGGUCUAAAUGACCUCUUAAGGUGCCUUGUCUCUUUCUGACUCUUCAACAAAAAUGACCAACAGGAGGAAAGCAAGAACUGGAAAGCCAGUCUGCCCCCCCCCCCGGGAAGCGCCCAGUGGCUGAGGGAGGCAUGUGACGGGCAGGAACUCUGUUCGAACAGAGAAAUGUCACGUGUCAGUUUGCGUUGGGCAUCCUCCGGCCCUGGCAGUUCCUGUAAGAGCGGCCGUGGUCACACCGACACAGAGAGAUGGAAAUACCCACCAGAUUUCCCUGGUGCUACCCUCUUGGAUAGCAGGAUGGCGGGAGAACGUGAAACCAGGCGCUUUUCCAAAUCUGCUUGAUCUACCACGAUGACAGCAGGUGAUCGUUUCUUUUCCUACUGUGAGAGAGUUCACACACCGGUUUUUCUCAGCUCCAGGCAUGCACGCAGCUUUGCACAUCCCCCUCAGUAAUGCUGUCUUUGCAUCCCUGUGGGAAAAGACCAGAUUGCAUCUGAUUGCGUGACUCCCUCCGUGUCCUGAUGUGACACUGCUUCCUCUGUGUCGUGGCGUGAUGUCUUAAUCUUGCAGGCGGUGGGGCUCCAGUUCCUGGCUGGGAUGGCUCAAAGCGGACCAGCUUAAUUCUUGGAUCUGCUACCAUCCCCUGGAUUUGAGGAUUGUCUGGCUGGAGCGCGUCACUGCAACAGCGCGCUGAUAACUACCCGUCUGGGGAUUCUGUUCCCUUCUUUUCAGCCACCUCACGGUGUGUCUCCUUAUGGAUGCACCACAGUCCAAAAUUACAUUGUAUUCAAAUUCUGCGUUUAUCUAAAACCAGGUAAGGAAUGAAGAGUGGUUGGGUUUUGUUCUUUUUGGUGGAUGAGCCUCCAAGACUUUAGAAAAGGAAGUGUUGUGGGUGCGACUACACAGCAAGGGAAAUGUGAAUUCACUUCCAUUUAUUCAAUAUGAAGUUACAACAGAGAAUUCAACUUUGCUUUAAGUAGUCUCACAGAGAUACAGGAGAAAAGUCUUGUUUGCACCUUGUUUGCAGUUCUAUUGAAACCCUGAAGGGGGUGCUGUUGAAAGGACCUGUCUAAACAAACUGUAAUAAGGGUUUCCUCCUCUUGUUAAUAUUUUUUCCAGGUGUUUUAGCACAUCAGCACAGGAACCAAGCUGUUUGUGUUGUUUUUUAAUAUUAAAAUCUUGCCUGCUUUGCAAACCAUUUCAAGCUGUGAAAAAAAAUUCUUGCCAAGAGAGGUUUUCCUCUCAUCCUAGCUGUUUAUAAAAAGAAGGAAACUUGCCAAGCAGGACCAUAAGCCGUCAGACAGCUGAACCAAUGUGAGUUGAUCCUUUAUGUAAAAAAUUAGAAGCUCCAGUAGUGGAGGGGAAAAGUGUGUAUUUUCAGGAGGGAUCUCCGGGCAGCUCUUGCAUCCCAUGAUCAACAACAAACAAUGUGAACCAGCCUGCCCCAAACCUGUAGCAUUUACAGUAGGACCCCAUAUCGAAGGGAUCAGCCUCUGCAGUUUUAUUUAUCCACGGUCUGAAAAUACUAAAAGAAAAACUUCCAAAUAAACUGUUUUUACAUGUAUUACCAAAACCGACCACUAGAGACAGCCAGAGAUCAUGCUAUAAAUGUGGUACAGUGCUUGUUUGUGAGGAAUACUUAGCAUGAUCUCUGACGGCCUCUAGUGGCCAGUUCAGGUAAUGCACGUGAAAAUAUUUUUUUUCUGGGUUUUUUUCUCCUUUAACCAUUAUAUAU
Messenger RNA from Pogona vitticeps (central bearded dragon), 3099 nucleotides. Lineage: Eukaryota; Metazoa; Chordata; Lepidosauria; Squamata; Agamidae. The record is from RefSeq and is a predicted model, not a curated record.